Molecule: messenger RNA, 668 nt
Organism: Malus domestica (apple)
Lineage: Eukaryota; Viridiplantae; Streptophyta; Magnoliopsida; Rosales; Rosaceae
Product: defensin Ec-AMP-D2-like
Biological process (GO): defense response
Cellular component (GO): mitochondrion; plant-type cell wall
Source: RefSeq, a predicted model, not a curated record
ACUAAUAUUUACAUCAACUGCAGGUCUCUCUCUUCCUCCCCCUGAGUCCUCUUACAUACAAAAAAUCAAAAUUCAUAUAGAAAGAUGGAGCGGUCCAUGCGUUUAUUUUCAACUGCCUUCCUCUUCCUUCUUUUGGUGGCUACCGGGAUGAUGGGACCAAUGGUUGCAGAGGGUAGGACCUGUGACUCUCAGAGCCACCGGUUCAAGGGAAGCUGCGUGAGUAAAAGUAACUGUGCAACUGUUUGCCAGACUGAGGGCUUCCGUGGAGGCCAUUGUCGUGGCUUUCGCCGCAGAUGCUUCUGCACUAAACAUUGUUAAUUAAUUAGCUACUAAUUAACAAGGAGAGGGAAUCAAGAUAUAUAUAUGUGUGACAUGUGAGGGAAUUAAGAUUAAUAAUCGCUUAAUUAUCUUUCCGUGCAUGAAUACCUACGUACGUACAUGCAUGCUUGUGUGCUACUAGAAUAAAUUAAUAACACAAUAUUUCACAGUUGGUUUAUUAUUUUUCUUGUGUUCUUGUUUGUUAAGUACCACCUGCGUGAGCCGUUUUGUAAUUUCGUAUAUAUAGUUAGGGUUUAUCUUAUGUAAGCUUUCAUUUUUUCUCAACAAUGUCUUUCUAAUACACUACCUUUUGCGAUGCAAUAAAUGUUCUUCUCAACCAUUGUACUUUA